Molecule: messenger RNA, 507 nt
Organism: Geosmithia morbida
Lineage: Eukaryota; Fungi; Ascomycota; Sordariomycetes; Hypocreales; Bionectriaceae
Product: Chitin synthesis regulation, resistance to Congo red
Exons: 2
Coding region: 1-507 (168 amino acids)
Source: RefSeq, a predicted model, not a curated record
AUGCUGGAUGCUGGACAGGAUGCCACGAGUCCACACGUAACGAUUCCGCGACUCAGCCCAGCCCAGCACAGCCCCCCCCACACACCUCCCUGCAACCUUUGCCUCUGGACUUUGGCGGUCUUGGCUCUGCUGUCCUUCACCGCUCGUCGCCGUCGCCGUCGCGGAAACCAACCGUACUACGGAACGGGCUGGAUGGCGCCUCCCCCAAAGUACGGCAACCACGGCAGCGACUACCAGAUGAACCCCCAGACGGGCGCCGGCGCCGGCGCCAGCGCGGGAACGUACCCCCCUCCGCCUCAGCCCCCUCCCGCCUACGGACCCCAGUACGGCCACGGCCAGCCGCAGCCUCAGUACCAGUACCAGUACUACGGCCAGCCGCAGCAGGGUCAGCCUCAGCAGUACUCCGGGACCAUGCCCGCCUCCGACCAGGCCUACUACGGCCAGCAGCAGCAGUAUCACGAGACGGGAGUGCAGCCUCCGGCCAAUACGCAUCAGCCGGGGAAGUGA